CAUAGAUUCAUUAUUUCUCGUUUCAUAUAAAUAUAUAUAUUCUCAAAUUAUUAUUUCUGCCGUAUAGAAAUGAUAUCUUCGACACACGUUUUAUAUGACGAUAAACCAAACUAGCUCUCAUUUCCCUCUAUUUAAUUUCUUCAUAUUUAUUUCAUCAUCGCCAUGGGAGAAGCUCAGGAACUGCACCCUCAAAUCAAUGCUCUGAAAGCCGAAGCAGAAGUAGCAGAAGCAGAAAGCUCACCGGAAAUCAAGAAGAAAUCCUUGGUGACACAGUACAAAUGGUGGCUGGAAAUGCUCAUCUACUCAUUCUUCGUCCUCGCCGGCCAGACCGUCGGAACAAUCCUCGGCAGAUUGUACUACGACAGCGGCGGCAAAAGCAAUUGGAUGGCAACAUUAGUCCAAGUCGUCGGAUUCCCCGUCCUAAUCCCCUUUCAGUUCUUCACCACCGCCGCCGCCGUCGACGGCGACAGCACGAGCAGACGCCGUCCGAUGAUCCUGGCGGCGUUCUACGUGGCGAUCGGAGUGUUUCUGGCCGUCGAUUGCAUGCUCUACUCGAUCGGGAUCCGAUACCUCCCGGUCACCACCUACACGCUGAUCUGCGCGAGCCAAUUAGGGUUCAACGCCGUCUUCUCCCUCUUCCUCAACCGCCAGAAAUUCACCCCUUACAUCAUCAAUUCCCUAGUCCUACUCACCGUCUCCUCCACGCUCCUCGUAUUCGAGCCCGAUUCCGGCGGCGCCACCAACACCUCCAAGCGGAAGUACGUCAUCGGCUUCGUCUGCACCCUCGCCGCCUCCGCCGGCUACGCGAUGAUGCUCUCGCUCACGCAGGUGGCGUUCCAGAAGAUAAUUAAAAAGGAGUCGACCCGGGCGAUAGUCGACAUGAAUCUGUACCAGAAUAUGGUGGCGACGCUGGUGCUCCUGAUCGGCCUCUUCGCCGGCGGAGACUGGCGGCGGCUGAACGGGGAGAUGGAGGGUUACAAAACGGGGAAGGUGUCCUACGUGAUGAAUCUGUUUUGGACGGCUGUUUCGUGGCAGGUGUUUGGAGUUGGAUGUAUCGGUUUGAUCUUCAAAGUUUCGUCCUUGUUUUCGAAUGUGAUCAGCAUCUUGGGGCUGCCGGCGGCGCCGGUGAUGGCCGUGAUCUUCCUGGGAGACCGGCUGACCGGGCUGAAGGCGGUGUCGAUGCUGCUGGCGAUGUGGGGGUUCGUCUCCUACAUCUACCAGCAUUAUCUUGAUGAUUUGAAGAUGAAGGAGAUUGCCAGAACAAAUGUUGUUGAUGCUGCUGUGCAGCUUCCACUUGUUGAUGAAAGUGAAAGAGGCGGAUCUGCUGCUGCGUCUUAGAUGGUAUUUUUUUUUUUUUUUUUUUGGAGAUUGAUGCAAAAUUAUGUGCAAUUUGCAGAAUUCUUUAUAUAAUUUUGUGUCUAAUUAUGUAUUUCCUACCAAAAUUUAGCCCAAAAAUUGUCUCAUCUCAUAUGCAUGGUUUACUACUUUACAUCACAGGUUAUAUAUUGUCCACAAGAAAGAUAUUCUUAUAAGCAUAAAUUGUCUCCCUCUACGAAAAAGAGUCAUAUUUAUUUUCAUUUUUUUGUCUACAUAAAAA
Molecule: messenger RNA, 1597 nt
Organism: Salvia miltiorrhiza (redroot sage)
Lineage: Eukaryota; Viridiplantae; Streptophyta; Magnoliopsida; Lamiales; Lamiaceae
Product: probable purine permease 10
Exons: 2
Coding region: 163-1338 (391 amino acids)
Cellular component (GO): membrane
Molecular function (GO): purine nucleoside transmembrane transporter activity
Source: RefSeq, a predicted model, not a curated record